Messenger RNA from Dromaius novaehollandiae (emu), 5598 nucleotides. Its product is annotated as synaptotagmin-5-like. The transcript has 4 exons. Lineage: Eukaryota; Metazoa; Chordata; Aves; Casuariiformes; Dromaiidae. Bases 3343 to 4782 code for a protein of 479 amino acids. The record is from RefSeq and is a predicted model, not a curated record. Gene Ontology annotation, biological process: vesicle fusion; regulation of calcium ion-dependent exocytosis; regulation of dopamine secretion. Gene Ontology annotation, molecular function: calcium ion binding; clathrin binding; phosphatidylserine binding. Gene Ontology annotation, cellular component: synapse; exocytic vesicle; axon.
CUCUCUGCGCCAGAGCCAGCCGUGCCCGGACGCUGCGACGCAGCCCGCGGCUGGGAGCCGGCAGGGCCGAGGACCAAGUGCAGGAACUUAACACACCGGCUCGCCCCGUCCGCAGAGCUGCUGGCUUGGGCUCCUUGCAAAGACCAUUUUAUCCCUUGCUCCCCCAGUCGUUUCCUCUCUGAUGAGGAUUGUUUUCACGAUGAUGCUCCCAAAAGCUCCGAAGCAACAUCAGCCCUGGAAGUCUAGCUCCCCAGCUCGGGAGCAACCGAAAAGCUUUUGGGAAGGUUACACCUUGCUUGUGUGCUGCAAUCACAGUGACAAACUGCAGCCGAUUCAGGAGAGGACCCAGUGCAGACACAUCUCCUGCAAUGGACCAAGACCAACUUCGAGGGCCACUGUCACCCCAUCUGCUUCCAGCAGAGGAUUCCCAAAAAGCCCCGCAGGGGGAGGACGUGAGCCCUCACUAGCUGGCCAGAGGCUGGCAUCCCCAGCGCAGGACGGAGCCACGUCAGGACAAGGAAGGAGAAUUGUCCCAGCCCCAGUUCACACCCCCUCCCUGCCCUGCUCCCCCACCAGCAGCCAGGAUGAGCAGCUUGCAGAGCGGGCUUUAGGCAGGAUCUUCCAGCCUCCCUUCAGCCAUGGAGGCCAGCCCUGCUCCUGGUGUCCCAGGGACACAGGCUGGAGAUCCCCAGCUGCGGUGGCGUAGGUGGGAACACAGCCAGGUGUGGGGAGACAGGGCAAAGGGAGACCGAGGUCUUUGCUGGAGCACUUGGCUGUGCUGCAAUCAGAGCAGGACAGACAAGCAGAAGGCAAGGAAAGAGCUGCAGCCAGUGUCCUGGACCUCAUCACGAGCUCCAAGUACCUCCAGAGAGUUUGGUGCUGGUCUGCAGAGGCCACCCACUGGCCAGAGCCUGCCUGGCUCCCCACGGACGGUCUGCAUGGUCACACCGGUCCCAGCGUACCCUCUGCUUGGUCCUCGAUCUCCCGGUCCUGCCGGGAAACAGGCAAUUCCCACGCUCUGGGCUUGGCACGGGCUGGAGCAACUUCAUCUCUGUGCUUCACUUACCCCGGUGGUAAAACCCACUGCUCCCAUUUGCUGUCUGCCUUGCAAAGCCUUUCGUUCUGCCGGAAAUCGGUCUGGCUGAAAUUGGGGUGACGGUUUGAAGAAAAGCCUGGCUGAGCUCCCUUGUUGUAUCGGCUCCAGGAAAGGUCUUGGGAAAGGAUGGGUUUGGGGAUGGGGCCAGAAGAACAGGGCAGAGCUGAAGGUGGAUGGGUGACCUGCUGGGUGAGAACCUGCUGCUGCUACGGCUGCGAUGGUGCCUGCAUGGGGCAGAGUUAGGGUGAGAUGCCUGGCUUUCCCCACGGCUUCUCCGGGGGGUGGGUUUAACAGCACUGGGGUGUCCUGCUAGGAGCCUUAGAGCUUGCGCUCCCUUUCUGCUUGGAAAUAACAGGGCAAAGGGAUGCUGUGACCUCGGAACAAAAAGAUACUUGGCGGUUGCAUGUGAAGAAAUGGAGCAAGGCAGCACCUGGCAGCGCUCGGGCUCGGGGCUGUGUCGGGGCAGCCCCACGCACCCCUCGGGCACCGCGGCGCUGCGAGCCGGCGGGCGCUGGGGAGCUCGCCCCGAGGGCACAGCACGGGCCAGAGGCUGCACAGCUGGGUUGCGUGCCAGGAGCUAGUGACAUGCAAUGAAAACACACGUCCUCUGCCCGGUGGGUGGACCUGACCCCAUGUCUCCCCACAUUUCUCCAGCAGACAUCCCUGCUCCUCGUGCCAUGCCUGGGCUGGGCUGGCAAGCUCUGCAGGCCGGCGAUCCCCUCUUUCCCCUGACAUCUCUGCCCUGCACAGCUCCGGGUGCUAGCGGGGCUGGCGGCACGGGGGUGGCUGCCUUCUGCAUGGCUGGGCAGCCGCCGCUGAUGCGGAGCGACAGAGGCAGCGGGGGGAGACGGACGAGGGGGAGGAUUUCCUCCCCUCUGCCCACGCUCUCCGGUGCUAUUUAAAGAGGAGGCAGGGCCCUCCACGCUGGCCGGGGGGUCGCUGGGGGCUGCCAGCCAGCGGUUCGCUUCCCAUCUCCGGAGGCUGCGCUGCUUCUACCCCGGCUCCCCACCCUCCGCAGGACGCUCUGAGCCCCCACGGCCUCGUGCCGGGUGCCGUCCUCGUGGCCCAGCUCAACACGCGGGGGGGCUCGAAACGCCCUGGCAAGCCCUGCUGGGGGGACGGAGCUGGCCCUCGGGGUCCCCAGGGACUUCGCCGCGGCUAGCAUGGCUCGUGCGGGUCCCGGGCACCCGGCUCUGGCUCCCGUCUCCUCCUCUGCCCUCCUCUGCUGCAGAGGGCUGGCGGAAGGGCUGCUGGCGCUCUUGCUCGCAUGGCUCUUCGUCCAAGUCCUGCUCAGCAACCGUCCGCCAGGUGAGUGUCCCUCUCCUCCCCCUGCCUCUCGCCCCCGGGCUCAAGGUCCCCAGCUCCCUGCAGACGCCAUCUGAGAUCGGGCAGUGGGGCGAGCGGGCACUUUGGGCCCAGGUACCAGGACAGCAGAGACCCAGGACAGCAGAGACCCAGCCCAGACCAUAGGGGACAGGACUGGGUCUGCAGUGCCACGGGACCACUUUGCACCCAGGCCUGGCCGUGCCCAGACACCCCCUGCGCCUGGGAGCAGCGGGACCCCUCUCUCCUCCCUGGAGAGGAGAGGCUCUGGUGAGCUCCUGCAGGUCCUGUCCCCCCGCCGAGCGCUUGAGCAGGCGUCUAAUCGUGUGGCUUUCCUAGCUUGCGUCAGCCCAGCAGCAGGGCUGAUAAGUGCCGCUUUUUCCAUAGCCCUUAUCAUGCCCGGGUGAGGCUGGGUUUGCUUUAACCUCGCUGCCGCUGGGCCAAUGUCACGCUGCUGCCGAGCGGGGCUGGGCAGACCUCUGGGCUGCACAUGCCGAUCCUCCCAGCGCCGCUCCGGCCCUGCUCCGUGCUCUGUCGCCGGCUCUUACCCCUUUCCCAGGCAAGCCUGGGUCUGGCUUCACAACCUUUGUGUUUGACUUGCGCUUGCAAAGCGGUGACGUUCCCCGUACGCUUCAGCUGAGCUCAGCUGAAUCAGACACGGGUCCAGAUACCACAGGGCUGAGAUGGGGGUCAGGGCAGCAGGCAUAGCGGGGGGAGGUGGUGACAGAGACGUCGUUCUUCUCAAUUGCUCCACAAGCCCCCAGGGCACGAAGGGCUGCAGUGAUGCCUCUGGGCUGUGCAAUGCUGCGGUGGGUGGUGGUUCCCGGGACGUCACCCAUCCGUGUGCCAUGUCCACCUAACACAGUGGCCCUGCUCGCUGGCUGGGCACCGCUCCCACCACUGCUUCCCGCCGCUAUUCGAGCAUGGUCUCUGGUCCCCUUGGAGACCAGGUGCAAGGAGCUAACGGCACUGUCCUCUUUUCAGCGCACUUGCAGGUUUUCCUCGGAGUGGGGCUGGCCCUGCUGUGCUUCAGUCUUCUCCUGGGCUGUGCAGUGUGCUGGAGGCAACACAGGAGGCUCAGGUCUCGCACCAGCCGAGAGCAGGUGCUGGAGCAGGCGCUGGUGGAUCAGGUGCCUGUUGUGCCCUCCAAGACUGCAGCGGUGCCGAUCCAACGGCAGUACGAGGAGAUUCCAGGAGCGGUGCUGGGUGCCCGGGCUGGAGAGAGCUCUCCAGCAUCGCCCGCUUGUGGUGCAGACGCUCUCCCCAGCCGGGCCUCCUUGCCCAGCCUCCCUUUCUCCCAGAGGCCCAGCAGACCCUCCAAGCUGGUGGGAGCCUGGCAGCGCCGCUGCACCAUCUCUGGGGCCAACAUCCUCCGUGACGAGAAGGGCCUGCUGGCCAGGGCCGGCCUGGGAGCCAGCAUCCCGCAGUCCUGCACGGCACCGGGCGGCCUCUCCAGCGCAGGCACCAAGCAGCGGCCCCAGCUCCACUUCAACCUGUUCUACUCGCUGGCCGAGGCCACGCUCACCGUGACGGUCAUCAGCGUCUCCCACCUGCCCAAGGGGCUCCGGGGCAGCUGCGACUCUUACGUCAAAGUGUACCUUCUGCCGCAGUGCGCUGAGCCCCAGCGCACAGCCGUGCGCAGGAAGAGCCUCAACCCCGCGUUUCAGGAGCAGUUUCAGUUUGGCCGUUACAGCCUGGAGGAGCUGAAGAGCUUCACCUUGCGCUUCGCUGUCUACAUGAGGUUUCACAGCCUCAAGGACACAUUUGUGGGAGAGGUCAUCUUCCCCUGUGCUCAAGCUACCUGGAACCGAGAGGCUUCUUCCAGCUACAGCCGGGAGCUGUCAACCACCAAAACCAAGCUCAAAAAGUGUCUCAGUUCCCAUGACAUGAGCUGCAGCGUCCUCUCCUCCCAGCCUAAAUCCCUUGGUCAACUCUUCCUUCUCCUCCAGUACCAAGCUCUGGCCAACCGGAUCAAGGUGCUGGUCCGCAAGGCAGAGAACCUGGGCCGGCUCACUCGCAUGCCAGGCACGCCAGACCACUAUGUCGUCAUCCACCUCUACCACAACGGCCAAGUCAUCGACACCAAGGAGACCAAGUCCAUCGCUGGCUACAACCCCGUCUGGAAUACACCCUUCCUUUUCAGCAUCCCCGCUGGGGACAUCCAGCAGCAAGAGCUGUCCUUGGAGUUCACCGUGAUGCAGGCUCGUGUCUACACGCGCAGCUACACCCUGGGCUGCGUGCAGGUUGGCCCCAGCGCCCCCGAGGCAGGACUAGUGCACUGGAAGGAGAUGUGCAGCCGCGGCCAGGUGGAAUCAGCACGGUGGCACUUGAUCCAGCCUGAAGCUCUCAGACCCUUCCCUUGACCUUCCCUACAACCCAUCGGCAGAGCUUGCCGGGACUCAUCUGCCCACUGGAGCAAGCGAAUGGGCACCUCAGCGCUUUGUGUGCGAACAGGCAAUUUCCAGGCGUUGGAGAACUGAGGUCUCAGCAUGCACGUUGCUGUGGGAGAAGUCUCAAGUCCAUCUCCAGGGCUGGAGAUCAGCUCUGGUCAGCACAAACCUCUCCUGAACUGCUCCAGAGGGAAACGUGCCAGUCUGAGACGGCUUCAACAUAGGAGAGAGGAGAAAAACAGGCAGCCAAGAGCACAGCAAGAGCCUUUCUUUGCUGCGUGUCUGCUAGAUGCUUGCUCUGUGCCUGGAGAGAGAGAGAGCCCGGCCCGUGUUAAACCUCAGCAAUGGAAAGAGAAGGGUGGGAAGCCCCUGGGCCAUGAGAUCUACCCAGUGCAUUGCACUGCCUACCUGCUGAUGGCCACCGUGGGGGCAUUUUGCCCCUUCUAAGCCAUGUAGCUGGCCACAGUCAGCCCACCUCUCCCUUUUCAUCAAGUCCUGCAGCAGUGGAGAGCUUCCCCAGACCCUCCCUCAUUCCCCGGGGCUAAGACACAGCCCAGCAGGUUACCAGCAGGCACCAAAGUGUGCAGAAGCGGCUGGGUGAGCUCUGGGAGGGGAGGCCAGGAAAGGCCAGAUGAGCUCAGGGAGGGUCGGAGCAGCUCUGCUGCUGCCUGCUCUGUCCCGUCUGUGCUGGCUGCUGUGCAGAAGGAAACACAAGGAGUUUUGUUGUGAUAAUUCCCCACUGCCUCCCAAGCAUCAGCCCCAACCCGUAAUAUACCAGUGCUGAAGGUA